Messenger RNA from Oncorhynchus keta (chum salmon), 2970 nucleotides. RefSeq names its product protein tyrosine phosphatase receptor type Jb, tandem duplicate 2 (gene ptprjb.2). Gene Ontology annotation, molecular function: protein tyrosine phosphatase activity. Lineage: Eukaryota; Metazoa; Chordata; Actinopteri; Salmoniformes; Salmonidae. The transcript has 8 exons. The record is from RefSeq and is a predicted model, not a curated record. The coding region runs from base 13 to 1044 and encodes 343 amino acids. Gene Ontology annotation, biological process: protein dephosphorylation; negative regulation of MAP kinase activity.
GUACACUAUUGAAUGAUGCAGCACUGUCGCUUGGUGUCACACGUGUUUGUGUUAAUGCUUGUCUCCUGUGUCUCUAUGAGCAGAAGCGUGGCCGUGAGGGUGGAGGACUACGAGGCUUAUUACAAGAGGCAGAAAGCAGACUCCAACUGUGGUUUCGCCGAGGAGUUUGAGGACCUGAAGCCAGUGGGAACAGCCCAAGCUACAACCAGUGCUUCGGCCAUGGAGAACAAGUCUAAGAACCGCUACAACAACGUGAUUCCCUAUGAAUCCUCUAGAGUGAAACUGUCCAUCCAUGGGAGUCCAUUCGACGACUACAUCAAUUCUAACUACAUCCCGGGUUACAACUCCAGGAAGGAGUUUAUUGCGGCCCAAGGUCCGUUGCCCGUCACCGUCAAUGAGUUCUGGAGGAUGAUCUGGGAGAAGAACGUCCAGACUCUGGUCAUGCUGACACGCUGUAAUGAACAGGGACGAGUGAAAUGUGAGAAAUACUGGCCAUCUGAGACCAAGCACUUUCAGAAUAUCACUGUGACAACAACCUCUGAGAUCCCCCUAGAAGACUGGACCAUCAGGGAUUUUGAUGUAAAAAAUGUGAGGACAGCAGAGACACGCUCGGUGCGUCACUUCCACUUCACAGCCUGGCCGGACCACGGCGUCCCCGAGACCACAGAGCUGCUCAUCAACUUCAGACACCUGGUCCGAGAGCACAUGGACCAGUACUCACGCCACUCCCCCACCGUCGUCCACUGCAGUGCGGGUGUGGGUCGUACAGGUACCUUCAUAGCCAUCGACCGGCUGAUCUUCCAGAUAGAGAGGGACAGUAUGGUGGACGUGUACGGCACAAUCCACGACCUGCGCAUGCACCGGCCCCUCAUGGUUCAGACCGAGGACCAGUAUUUGUUCCUAAACCAGUGUGCCAUAGACAUAAUCCGAUCCAGAACUGGAACCAACGUGGACUUGAUCUACCAGAACACGGCUGCACUCACCAUCUAUGAGAACGUAGAACCCAGGAAAGAUACAGCUAAGAAUGGCUACCAUAACACAUAGGCCUCACGUCCACUGCUCUGUCUCUCACAUCCUCCCGUCUCAGUCAGACAGGCCUGUAGAGAAGGGUUUAGAAAAGGGAUUGUUCACUCUCACUGAUCAUGUUGCCUUACACUGUAGUUUUUUAACAUUUUUGUUUAAAUCAAACUGGUUUUCUAGUAUUUAUUUGGUCACGUUUUAUGAUAGUGGGAAAAAUAACAUGGAAGAUAACGGUUUGUUGAGAGGAACGGAGGCACACAUUCCAUCCAAAGACCAAUAAUGGAAUGUACAUCAAAUUAUAUUUUAGAGAAGGUAGUCGUUCUUAUAUUUCCUUAUUUGUAUAUUGCUGCUACUUCUGAAUAUCUGCUUAGUCUCUUCUUAUGAUUGUAAUGCCAAUGUUGUAAGAAAUGAUGUGUGGUUAAACUGAAUGUGCCAUACCUUUGUAAUCCAAAUUAAAGCUUUAUAUAUUGAUAUAAUAAUGUAAUGCAAAAAAUGUAAUACGAAACAACCUUCCCUCUCUUCCGUGCCCUCUUUAGCUUUAGGUAUAGGAUCAGCACCCAACAUAACUGCCCUACGAAACAACCUCCCCUCUCUUCCGUGCCCUCUUUAGCUUUAGGUAUAGGAUCAGCACCCAACAUAACUGCCCUACGAAACAACCUCCCCUCUCUUCCGUGCCCUCUUUAGCUUUAGGUAUAGGAUCAGCACCCAACAUAACUGCCCUACGAAACAACCUCCCCUCUCUUCUGUGCCCUCUCGUCUCCAAUAAGUGGUGUAAUACAUGUGUAUUUUUAAGGAUCCCCAUUAGCUGCAGCCAAGGCAGAAACUACUCUUCCUGGGGCCCAGCAAAAUGAAGUCAGUUAUACCAUUUUUAAAACAUUACAAUACAUUCCUUUUUAUGUGACAGGAUAAGUACAAUGCACUGUUUUAGAGGAAACGAGAACUACUCCUGACAAUAGGCCUAUGAAUGUAUUAUUUAAUAUUAGAUGUUCAAAGUCAAAUGUUAACUUUUUACUACAGAUCAUUUUGAUAUCUAAACAAGUUUAAAAUUAGGAUUUUCGUGAGAACUUUUGUGCUUCCUACACCCUGUUCUGCAUAAUGCACCGGAUGCAUUUAGGUUUUUACACUGUAGCUUUUUCAAUUCUCUUCUUGAUGUUUUAUUAUGGUUGCUGUAAAUAUUCUUAUGAUCAUGAGAAAUGAUUGCGAAACUGCUGUGAGAUCCUGUGGUCCUCCUCCGCUGUUAAAACCCACUUUGUGCAAUAGCAAAUUUCCAUUCACACGUCAGUCUGUAAACUCAGCUCCUCUCUCAGUAACUCGGAGGUUACACAUUAUGAACCGUCUCCCUACUGUUUGUUGUUUCCCUAAUGUGUGUUCUAUAGAAAGUGGUGCAUGUAAUGCUGUGCAUACUGUCUAUCUGUGAUGCUUCUAUCAUAGAAGCAGGAAAACAGUUUUCCCAUUUCCCCUUUUUCUAACUAUGUGGUUAUAUAUACUGUAUGCAUGGGCCCAGUCCAAAACCAACCUCUACUUCCUAAAGAACAGGAUUUGUUAAAUCAAUGACGGUAUUGGUUCUGCCUAGCUAUCUACACAAGUGACCAUAAAGGCCUAAGGGCUAUGGAUAUAAGGGGUGUUUCUGGACAUAGGUCAUAGAUUUACUGCUGUGAUUGAUGUAAAGCCACUAUGCUGAUAUUGUUUUACUGUCUUUGUAUCACAAUGCACAUUGCUUAAGUUCUUCAAAGCACUUAUUUAUAUUGAUCAUAUUACUCAGUGGAGCUCAUAAGCAAAGCAGACUCCGCCAAUAGUCUUCGUCAAGAGUUUUAGGAUUUUUUUUACGAUGCUGUGUGAGAUACUAUGUGAUGCUUGCUGGUACAAUGCAAAUGAGGAAAAGGUGAAUAUUUUUGUAUCCUUCCAUUGGUCAAUACUGUGAUUAAACAUGUUACACUUUUCUCUCUACAA